Molecule: messenger RNA, 1663 nt
Organism: Schistosoma haematobium
Lineage: Eukaryota; Metazoa; Platyhelminthes; Trematoda; Strigeidida; Schistosomatidae
Exons: 1
Coding region: 73-726 (217 amino acids)
Source: RefSeq, a predicted model, not a curated record
AUUUUUUUUCGUGUUUUUUCUUGGAUAAAUAUAUAUUUUCCCCUCGUUCAUUAUCGUACUUCAUAUUUCAUCAUGACUGAACAGACAACCAAAGUACUCAAGCUUAAGACUUUUUCCCCGCCUUCGUUUCAACUCAUGCCUUUCUGGCCCAACAACAUCGAAGCCUGGUUCUGCUACGCGGAAGCCGACUUCUCCGAGCACGGCGUGAUCGACACACGUGCACAAUUCCUCGCAGUAGUCAAGGCACUACCGCGCGAAUUCAACAGGUACAUAACACCUAGUAUGUUUACUAGUGAUGUUUCUGAACCUUACGAAACCUUAAAACGUUCGAUUCUUAAACGAGGAGACCUAACCGAUCGACAAAGGUUAGACCAACUCCUUAAUAACAUAGACCUGCAGCACGGUUGGCAUCGACGACCUUUCGAAUCAGAAUACGAAGGACCUUUCAAAGUUCUUCAACGCGAACCGAAGUACUAUAUAAUCGAUAAGAACGGAAUCAACGAUAGCAUCAGCAUCGAUCGCCUCAAAGCAGCGUAUUUAGAAGGAAAUCCUAUCUACGUCGAUUUUCCUUCGGUACAAUCGCACGACACGGCUCCACUCAUAAUUCCUCAAUCGACAACCAACACACGCGAUGUUACUCCGAAUGUAUCUAAAAAUAAACUUAAAACGACGCGUUCUGGAAGAAGAGUUAGAUUUCCAGAACAUUUAAACGACUAUUGCACGUAAGGCACUACUAGACAUUUAAUAUUAUCUCGAUCUUUCUUUUUACGAUAUAUAAUAUAUUUUUUUUAAAAAACAAUUUUAAUAUGCUUAUGUAUUUUUAUUUUUAUUCCAAAAAGAACAUUAUAAAUUUUGUUUAACGAUAUUACGUGUAAAUUAGUUUAUAUUCCAAUUUUUUUCGCCGACAUUGUGUUUUUACGCACAUACGAGUGUAUUUCGACAUGCACUUACAUUUUCUUUUUUCUUUUCCAGGACGGCUGGAAAAGGACGAUGACGUUUAUGAGGGGCUGAAAUUUUCAUUGUACAUUUUCUUUUUUUACUAUGUUGUACCUCGGUCCCAUAUAGUAAAGAAAGACGACCAGACGCUGCUAAUCCUAGCAAGCUAUCAGAAGGGUGUUUACCAACGACAAACUCGCUGGGUUUAAACUUCUGGCUGGCCACGUCUUAGGGUCAUCACUAAUCCACUAGGGGGGGAGUGAUCUGUAGCGGUAAAUAAAUCCCCAAAAUAAAUAGCCCUGUAAGUUUUCGACAUUGGAUGCUGACCAUAUGUUUUAGUGGACUCAUCUAGCUGAAGGCGCUCGGUCAGGCAUCCGCACCAGAUCACGUGUGGUAACGCCGUGCUCAACAUCAACCGCAAUCGCUAGCCAGAUUAAAUCAGAGAAUUCCGAUAUUUUGGUUAUCGCCAAAUACACUCUUCUGAUCUCCUCGACUCUGUCUUUUGAUUUCUCUCGGUGGGUACAAAUCAUAUUAGGUGUUACUGGUGGAAGCGUUGUCAAACACUGAACACCUGUGUCAUCCUUCAACACCAUAGGAUAGAAGAUACUUCAACUAAUAGAUUGGGUAUAACUUAGGAAUAAUAAAUCGUACAAUAGUAACCAAUAGGCCAAAGAAAGCUUAUAAUGAAAGGAAUAUAGAUAUAUGCAAUCUAGUUACUGAGUAGUUA